Molecule: messenger RNA, 1191 nt
Organism: Cyphellophora europaea CBS 101466
Lineage: Eukaryota; Fungi; Ascomycota; Eurotiomycetes; Chaetothyriales; Cyphellophoraceae
Exons: 1
Coding region: 1-1191 (396 amino acids)
Biological process (GO): ergosterol biosynthetic process
Molecular function (GO): C-4 methylsterol oxidase activity; iron ion binding
Source: RefSeq, a predicted model, not a curated record
AUGGUAUCGCUAUAUGGCUUUAAUCCGGCGUGCUACAUCCCUACCACCGUCAACAACUAUCUCCCCUCCGCAGUAGCAUGCGCGCCUCCUCCCUCGUACUUCUCCAGCGCCUACAACACCAUUACAUCGCCUUUUGGUUCGACUUAUAGCACCGUGCGUGCCAUGCUGCAAGCACUCGUCGGCCUGCCGUUCCUGUCGCUGCUCCUGAUCCCGACGACCGGUAGCUGGUCAACAACAGUCAACUUCUUCUUCUUCUACCUCACCUGGUACACGCUCAUCCUGUCGCAUCCACCUCUACGAGUCGAGCUUAUCGGCAGCCUCGCGAUCCGAGUCGUGUUCUAUCUCUUGCCAUCUGCUGCAUUCUUUGCCUUUGACUUCCUGUUCCCGUCCGCUGCCGUUUCGGCAAAAGCACAAGGCAGCUCUGGGCUGCCUAUGAAGAAUGCAUCGCGGUCGCGGUCGCUACAGUACCUCCGCAUUGUGGGCUGGUCUGUCGGGAACGUCCUCCUCGCGACUUUGGCGCAAUUCAGCAUCGAGUUCCUGCUCACCAAGGUGCUGCUCGUUCACUCCGCUCUCAGGGUCACGACUACUCUACCCACACCUUUCGCGAUUAUCAUCGAUCUUGCCCGUGGCUACAUCAUGCGCGAGAUUCUCACCUACGUCAUCCACCGCUACACCCUCCACGAGUCCAGAUCAUUCGUAGCAAAAGCACACAACUCUUGGUAUCAUAGUUUGGAGGCACCCUUCCCCCUGUCAGCCUCGUACGAUCACCCAUUGGCCUACCUGCUCCACAACUUCAUCCCAACCUACGCGCCGGCAUUCCUCUUCCGGUUCCACAUGCUCACCUACCUGAUGUUCCUCACCAUCAUUUCGCUCGAGGAAACUUUCGCCUACUCCGGCUACUCCACGGUCCCCACCAACUUCAUCCUUGGCGGCAUUGCGAGACGCACUGACGACCACCUCUUGCACGGAGAUGGCAACUUCGGCCGGCUUGGUCUAGUCGAUUGGGUCAUGAACACGACAAUCGGUGGCAGCCUGAUCGAAGACGUCGGUGACGAAGCCGAGAAGCAUGAUGUGGAGGGCCGAGCAAAGAGAGCUGGCCGCAAGGGACUGGCAGACGCAAGAACCAAAGCCAAUGGCGUUUUCGAAGGCGCCAAGAGUCGGUCUAGCAGGAGGCAGCGGAGUGAUAGCUAG